AUGGUUGAACUACAUCUGGACUCAUCCCCUCUUGGAGGUCAUACUAAUGAUAUUACAAAACCAUCAUCACCAUCUUUAAAUGAUCUUGAUCAUGAAUCAACCACUAAAUUAUCAUCUCCCUUAGUAUUAAAAUCAAAUAAUAAUACUAAAAUAGAUUCAACUAGUAUGGAUGAAGAUUUUUAUGAUACUGGUAGUAAUAUUUCUAUCACUGAUAAUGAUGAAACUAAAGUGGAUCCAAAAAUUAUUACCAAUAAUAAUAGUAAUAAUAAUAAUAAUGAUAAUCUCUUAUCAACCGCAUCUUCUAACAAUAUAAUACCAUUACAAUCAGAUCAAAAUGUCAUACCGCCAAAUAUUAAUCAUCAUCAUAGUAAUUCAACUUCAACCAAUAAUAAUAGUCCUUCUACUCCAAAUUCUUAUAAAGGCUCUCGAUCAGAAGCUUCAGAUAUGACCAAUGAUACUUCAACUACCUCAGUUGAUGAUGAUGAUGAAGAUCUUGAUCAUCAUACUCUUUUGAUUCCUCAAUCUCAUUCAAGUAAAACUAUUCAACAAGAAUUGAAUAAUUUACAUUCAACUUCAACUCCACCUUUAACUUCAACUCCCAUAACUAAUAUUAUUAAUAAUAAUAAUAAUAAUAAUACUGAAGAAGAUAUAAAUGAUAAUGAUGUGGUUGAUUCUACUGUCUCAACUAUAAAUAAUAUUCCUCUGCCUCGUCCUUUACCAACUCCUACUCAAGGAUCUAUGGCAUUACCCACUGAUUUAACUACUACCACUCGAGAUUCAAAUCUGAGAUCUUCAAUUGUACAACAACAACAACCCCAUUCAAGACCAAUUACUUCAAGAAGUACCACUUUCUUAGGUCGUUCUCAUACUUUUCAAAAUGCUCAAGAACAUACAAAAUCAGAAAUUAUUAGAACUAAAAAAUUAUUAACUGGAAAUAGACAUCCUUAUUAUGGAACUCAAAUUGAUAAAAGUCAUGUUAAUUAUGUUUUAGCCUAUUGUAUGUCAACCAGUAUUAGGCAUGAUACUUCUGCAAAUUCAGGUAUAAUGAGAAAAUUGGAAGAUAAAGAUUUUAGCAUUAAUAAAAAAUAUACUUUCCAAAUUGGUGGAACUGAAUUAACUCCCGCUGCAGAAUAUGAUUUUAAAUUUAAAGAUUAUUGUCCUGAUGUAUUUCGAAGUUUAAGAUCAACGUUUGGUAUUGAUCCAGGAGAUUAUUUAACUACAUUUGGAGAAUCAUUUUUAUUCAGUGAUUUAGUAACUCCCAGUAAAGCAGGUAAAUCAGGAGCUAUAUUUUUUUAUUCAUCCGAUUAUAGAUAUUUGAUUAAAACUAUUCAUCAUUCUGAACAUCGUCAAUUAAGAAGAAUUUUAAAACAUUAUUAUAAAUAUGUUAAAGAAAAUCCAAAUACUUUGAUUUCUCAAUUUUAUGGUUUACAUCGUAUUAAAAUGCCCUUUAGUGGUGGAUUUGCUAAACAUCAUUUUGUGGUGAUGAAUAAUUUAUUCCCUCCAUUUAGAGAUAUUCAUCUUAAAUAUGAUAUAAAAGGUUCAACAUUAGGUAGAAUUACCCGUAUAAAACAAAUUCGAAAAAGAAAUGAAGAAACUAAAAAAAUUGAAUAUGAAGAUGAUGAUUUAUCAAAAUAUACUUUAAAAGAUAUGAAUUUUUUAAAUCAAAAUGAAUUAAUUAAUUUUGGUCCUCAAAAGAAACAAAUAUUCUUUAAACAAUUAGAAUCAGAUGUCAAAUUUUUAAAAGAAGCCAAUGCAAUGGAUUAUUCAUUAUUAAUUGGAAUUCAUGAUACAAAAAAGGGUAAUAGUUUAGAAACCAAUCAAAAAUUAUCUAUCUUUGCUCCUGAAUUUGAUCAAGUUCAAGAUGAUCGACGGAAAUCAAUUAUUUUAUCCACCAUACCUAGAAAUGUAGAUCGUGAACAUGAUCUACCGACAAAUGUAUUCAAAGGUCGGUCGACAUUUGUAUUCUAUGGUCAUGAUGGUGGUAUUCGAUCAACCAAUGAAGAUAAUGAACCAAUGAGUGAGAUUUAUUAUCUUGGUAUCAUUGAUUGUUUAACCAAUUAUUCCCUUAAGAAACAUUUGGAAACGUUUUGGCGUUCGUUAGGUCAUUCAAGAAGUACAAUAUCAGCCUUACCAGCAGAUGAAUAUGGUCAAAGAUUCUUAAAAUUCAUUCGUAAGGGUACUGGUAAUCUAAAAAAGAACAAACAAGCUUAG
Scheffersomyces coipomensis is the source of this 2211-nucleotide messenger RNA. RefSeq names its product 1-phosphatidylinositol-4-phosphate 5-kinase (gene MSS4). The record is from RefSeq and is a predicted model, not a curated record. Gene Ontology annotation, cellular component: plasma membrane. Gene Ontology annotation, biological process: phosphatidylinositol phosphate biosynthetic process. Bases 1 to 2211 code for a protein of 736 amino acids. Gene Ontology annotation, molecular function: 1-phosphatidylinositol-4-phosphate 5-kinase activity. The transcript has a single exon. NCBI's taxonomy places the organism in Eukaryota, Fungi, Ascomycota, Pichiomycetes, Serinales, Debaryomycetaceae.